Molecule: messenger RNA, 541 nt
Organism: Cyphomyrmex costatus
Lineage: Eukaryota; Metazoa; Arthropoda; Insecta; Hymenoptera; Formicidae
Gene: Rfk
Product: Riboflavin kinase
Exons: 4
Coding region: 96-539 (147 amino acids)
Biological process (GO): FMN biosynthetic process; riboflavin biosynthetic process
Cellular component (GO): mitochondrion
Molecular function (GO): riboflavin kinase activity
Source: RefSeq, a predicted model, not a curated record
ACGUCAUGUUAUUAAUUGUGAUGCUUAUCUCUGUCGCUUUCCUUCGUGAAUUGAGCGUAAAGCAGUGCGGAAUCGAUCUGGAAUGAAUAACUAUUAUGGGCAGCAAGAUCUUGCCAUGCUUCGUGUCCGGAACUAUCAUCAAGGGUUUCGGCAGAGGCUCGAAGGCACUCGACACUCCGACAGCUAAUCUCCCAGAAUCCGUAGUCGAUGCUUUACCGAAGGAUCUGAAUACUGGAAUUUAUUAUGGCUGGGCAUCUUUACAAGGAAAAACUUAUAAAAUGGUUGCGAGCAUAGGAUGGAAUCCAUAUUACAAAAAUGAAAAAAAGUCACUGGAAGUUCACUUAUUACACAAAUUCCAAGGUGAUUUCUACGGUGAGGAGCUCAAGGUUAUAAUUGGCGGGUAUAUAAGACCAGAAAAAGAUUUCUCUUCUGUAGAGGAACUCAUCAUAGAGAUAAAGAAUGACAUUGCAAUCGCGGAACGUCAAUUGGAAGAACCUGUUGUAAAUAAGCUGAAAAAUGAUGAUUUUUUUAAUGAUUAAUA